CAUGGAUGAAUUUGCAAAUAUUAGUGAAGCUGUUGACAAAAGCUGUGUACACUAGUGCAGGACCGAUCAUUGCUCAUCAGAUCAUCAGAUCACUGCUGGAGAACGAGGCUGUCCUUCACGACAUCACAAAUGUUUAGUUCAUGAUGAGAAUAAGCUGUUUGAGGAGUUUGUUUCCAGCUCUGGCUGUCUCUGCAGUGUUUCUCUAUGUGAGCUCUGUCAAACGAAACCUCCAAACCCAAGAGAAGCAGCUUUAUCAAGCCCAGCAGAACCUCUCGUUACACAAUGAUCUUCUUCUCAACAAACUGGAGAAACUGGAGGCUCAGAUACACAACAUAGAAGAGAGAAACCGUAAUGUGAAAACAGAGAAGCAACCGGUGAAGAAGCUGUUUCCAAACUCGCGUCUGUUCCAGCGAUGGACUGUGGAACUUUCUGAAGAAGAUCAGAGGAAGGCUGAAGAUCUUUUUCAGAAAUAUGGCUAUAACGCCUUUCUCAGUGAUCAGAUCCCUCUGGACAGAGAGCUGCCGGAGACUCGAGACCACAGAUGCGUUGAACGUGAAUAUCCCCAGAAUCUGCCCACCAUCGGUGUGAUUCUGAUUUAUCUGGAUGAGGCUCUGUCUGUCAUUCAAAGAGCUGUUUGUAGCAUCAUCAACAGAACUCCAGCCCACCUGCUGAAAGAGAUCAUACUGGUGGAUGACCACAGCCAAAAUGAAGAUCUGAAGACACAGCUGAAUGAUUUUGUGAGAUCUAUUAACCAGAAGCAUCCAAACUUGUUGAAACUGGUGAUACAUUCAGAGCAGAGAGGUCUCACGCAGGCGAGAAUCUCAGGAUGGAAGGCUGCCUCCGCGGAUGUAGUUGCCAUUUUGGAUGCCCACAUUGAAGUCCAUGUCAAAUGGGCAGAGCCUUUGCUUGCUCGUAUCCAGGCCGACCGCACGGUGGUCCUGAGCCCCGUGUUUGACAAAGUGAAUUUCGAUGAUUUGCAAAUAACGAAUUAUCCUGCAAACGCUCAUGGCUUCGACUGGGCUCUCUGGUGCGCGUAUGAAACGUUCCCACAGAAGUGGUAUGAUCAGAAUGACCCUUCACGGCCAGGAAAGAGUCCAUCUGUAAUGGGCAUUCUGGCUGCUGAUCGUCUGUUCUUUGGUGAGAUUGGAACUCUAGAUGCAGGGAUGCGGGUGUAUGGAGGCGAGAAUGUUGAAUUGGGAAUUCGGGUGUGGCUUUGUGGAGGAAGUAUAGAGAUUGUGCCGUGCUCUAAAGUCGCCCACAUUGAAAGGGCACACAAACCCUACAUGCUUGACCUUAGCAUUACAAUGAAGAGAAAUGCCCUCAGAGUGGCAGAAGUGUGGAUGGAUGAAUACAAGACUAACGUAAACGUUGCCUGGAAUCUUCCCAUAGAGGACCAUGGGAUAGACAUUGGAGAUGUAUCCGAGCGAAGGAAAUUGAGAGAGAGGCUGAAGUGCAAACCAUUUAAAUGGUAUCUGGAAAAUGUCUAUCCUCAGUUAAAGCUCAUAGAUGAUAUACUUGGUUAUGGAGUGCUGCACAAUGAUCUGAAAACAAGUUUAUGUUUGGAUCAGGGGCCGCUUGAUGGAAACACUCCCAUUUUAUAUCCAUGUCAUUACUCAUAUUCACAAUUUCUCCAUACACAGGUGUUUAAAUAUACAACUAGUGGUGAGAUAUUUAUUGGUCCCCUUGAGUCUCAUACACAGACACACACACGUUGUCUCAUAGAUCCGGGCUCAGGGAGAGUCCCGGCAUUGAAGUUGUGCUCAGGCACUAAAAAGCUUAAAGAGCACAUAUAUUGGGACUUCAAACAGGGACAGGCCAUACAGAACAGAGACACCAAACGCUGUCUGGAGGUCAGUGUUGAUCAGAAUGGAGAGUAUGAACUCUUUAUUGGUGAAUGCAGCGGCCAGCACUGGAGGAUACAGUAUAUUGUUCAGGACUUUUAAAAUGAUGUAAAUGACGCUGACAUGAAGCCGGAGUUCUUUGUGUAUACACUAAAGCGGGUAAAAAGAAAUGUGAAUACAGCUGGUCAAAUAUUGUGAACUGCUUUAUCUGUCAGUGGUUCUUAAUUUUUUUGAGCACCGGACUCACAUCACAUUUUAAACCAUCCUUCUGGUCCCUAACCCCUGUAACUGAUAUCUUGUUUUCUGUCCUCACAGCAUCAUUUUCACUCAAUUUAGAGAACGAUCUUAAGAUAAACUCCAACAAAAAUGUUAUUCUUUUUGACGAAAGGCACUAAAAUGCAACUUUCAUCUGGUUAUUUUGUUGUUGUUGUGUUAAAUUAAUCAAUCAAUCGCAAUAACAUUGACAAAAUAUUCUGUUUUAGUAUUUAAAACAGUAUUAAUGCACUUUACGGUAUUUUCUUAUUUGGCCAAAGACUUGCAUGAGAAACCAUCACCAUUAUAAUGUUUUUAUUUCGUUGAAUAUUUGUGGACAUAUUUUGGAAUAGUUUUGCACUUUCUCUUCAACCAAAAUGUUAUUUUGUAUUCACUAAAAAUGAUGUUAUUUUAGUCGACUGGAUUAAACAAAGGUGGUAAGAACCACCCAUGGCCCAACAACAGAAUGGUGUAUGAAGGUAUUCUUAAAAUGUUAAUUGGCUCUAUUGAUCAUUUGAAUCUGAGCCCAAUUUGAAAGUGAAACAAUUAGGACACAAUUCCAUGUAGAAUUUUAAUUAUUCAUAAAUGGGUAUGGACAAAUACACUGUGUCCUAUAUUGUGACAUUAACUUAAUCUAAACAUUGUUAAGUUGGUUUAGACAGAGUUAUACAUGUUUAGAAGGUUUCCAGAAAAUAUAGCCUGAAGUGAGGGAUGACAGCUAGAGUUUGUUGCUUUAUGACACAUGCCACCAAAGGUUUUCUUGUUUUAUGCAACUCCACGAUCACACCCAACAUAAGUUUCCUUAAACUAGUUGAGGGAAUUACAAAGGUAUCAAGUAAUGCGAUAAGGUAAUUGCGAUUUACAUUGAUGGAAAUCAAUACUGUGUUGGGUUGUCAACAAGAGACUGUCGAUCGUUUAACUGCAGUAAUACAACAUGCAGAGUAUUACACAAUAAAAUGCACUGCAG
This is a messenger RNA of Triplophysa rosa, 3060 nucleotides long. RefSeq names its product probable polypeptide N-acetylgalactosaminyltransferase 8. Gene Ontology annotation, cellular component: Golgi apparatus. The record is from RefSeq and is a predicted model, not a curated record. The transcript has 11 exons. Lineage: Eukaryota; Metazoa; Chordata; Actinopteri; Cypriniformes; Nemacheilidae. Bases 141 to 1943 code for a protein of 600 amino acids.